Nezara viridula (southern green stink bug) is the source of this 1904-nucleotide messenger RNA. NCBI's taxonomy places the organism in Eukaryota, Metazoa, Arthropoda, Insecta, Hemiptera, Pentatomidae. The record is from the annotation of a GenBank genome assembly.
GCUCAUUGUUAUUAACUACGAAGGUUAAAAAUAAUGUGGGUACCUUCUAUCGUAAUGGUAUUCUUAUUGUGAACCUAUUUAUCACCAAUGUAAUUCAAUAUCAACAAGAAAUAAAUAAGAAGGAAUCAAAAACAAGUUAUAAUUAUGUCAUCUCUUCGAAAAUUAUUUGGUGACUACCGGUCCCUAGCAGGUGCAGUUGGAAGAAUGACUCAGAGAAACUCGGUUUUAUGGUUUUGCUCUGCAGUAAAAGAAGAAAAUCAAAUUGACAGAAAAGACAAAAAAAUGAGUAAAGCUAUGCGUGCAUAUUUAGAAAGGGCUACGAAGUACAAUGAGUUUAUGAAAAAAGAACGUGACGCUUAUGAAAUUGGUAGAAGACAUUUGGCUAAUAUGAUGGGCUGUGAUGCAGAAACAUUUUCCCAAGAACAGAUAGAUGAGGCUAUUGAGUAUCUAUUCCCUUCAGGCUUGUUUGAAAAGAAAGCGAGGCCAUUUUUAAAGCCACCUCAUUUAGUGUACCCACUAAAGAAAGAGGCAGAAUUUGAUGAAACUGGACGACCCUACCACUUUCUCUUUUAUACUGGAAAGCCAAACUUUUAUAGCAUACUACAUGAAGGAUACCAUCAUUUAAAAGCAUUGAAUGACAUGGAAGUUGGGAAAAAAGCGGCUAUGAAGCUAACAGAUGUAUUUGAACCACUGGAUCUUACUGGUUCUAAGUGGCUUGAGUUAAAGGAGCUAGAAGAACGUCUUGUCGAGCCCAUUAUGAAAUCUGAGUAUGCUAACUUUAUCAAUAUCAUGGAAAGGCUAUCUUCCCAUAAAAGAGCAUUUGCGGUAAAAGACUUCAUUAUGAAGAACAGGAAGCCCUUAAUGGACAAACAGAUGUCUUUUGAACCAACUGAGCCAUUGACUGAUACUGAUGGAAGGAAAUAUGUUUUAACUAGAGAAUGUCCAAGAAAAACUGCGAAAGCAGAUGUUAAAGUUAUAUCUCCUGGAACGGGUCUGAUUAGUAUAAAUGGGAAAAAUAUAGAAUAUUUCAGAUCAAUGGCAGCACGAAAACAGAUACUCUUUCCACUGGAUUUAACAGGGUUACGAGACGGUGUAGAUAUUGAAGCGACUGUGAAAGGUGGUGGAGAAAUUGGUCAAGCUGGAGCCAUACGUUGGGGAAUAUCAUGGGGGCUUCGGUGCUUCGUCUCCCCAGAUAUGUUUGAAACUAUGAGGCUUGCCGGACUCUUGCAGAGAGAUUACCGACGUCCAGAGAGGAAAAAGCCUGGUCAAGCUGGUGCGAGAAGGAAAUUCACUUGGAAAAAACGAUAAUUGUUUUGUGAAGCUGUUAGAAGUAUUCCUAAUAAUACAUUAAAUGUUUUGGUGCUAAAUUCAGCUUCACUAUUAUGUUAUAGUUUUUUGUUUUUUUUUCAAUUAAAUAUACGUUCAUAAUUUUAUUAUGCUGAUUUAAUUGGUUUAAUAAAUAUCAAUUAAUUAAAUCAUCCUGUUUAUAUAUUAAUUAAUGUGUUGUUUUUUAUUUCUUUGUAAAUUGUAAUAACUUUUCAUAACAUUAUAAUGAUUUGUGUACUGGAUCUCUAAGUGGGGUUAAUAUUUGAAAUACUGUUAAUAUUUAAAUUUUCAAAAACAUCAUUGAAUACAUUUGGAUUAGAUAAAUAUCAUCUCGUAUUUAUUAGUUAAAUUUCUUCUAAGUUUUGUAGUUCAAGUUUUUGUUACAAACAUUUCAUCUGCUGUUUUACUUUAAGAUUAUAGUCUAAAUUCCUGCAUAGAAAAUGAAAGUCUGACCAGCCAACUAAUGGUACAAUAUCAUCACUGACAAAGGAUCAUAAUCAUAUAUGCUUUUAUCCAUAAUUUUCGACAAGAAAGCUCACGAUGUCAGGAAAAAUUAAAUCCUAAAGCACUGAGGAUCA